UUCCUUUGUUAAAAAAACAGUGAGUAUAAGUUUUGCCCUUUGGAAAAUUAACCAAAAGAAAAGGUUUUCUAAAACCAGUGAGGCUUGCCCUUGAAGCCUUGGCGGGGAGAGGGAGAAGUCAUUUAAAACCCUCGUUUUCCCGCUCCUCAAACCAUCGACCGUUCUCAGAUCUCUCAUGUGAUACUCUCUAACCGCAAUGGACUCAGUAGAGAUCAUCAAGAUCUCGGAUCUUCUCCGUCGUGGUCGUCCCCUCACCGCCGCAUCAUCUCUCCCCUCAUCCUCUUCGUCCAGCCUUCCGAUCUCUUCGUCAUCGCACCAUCCGCCAACCCAAAGCUCCGCCAGUCCAAACCCUAACUUUAAGAUUCUCUCUCCUUUGAAUCAUCCAGCCCUGCUUAUCGGGACCGUAACCCUCCCAACCCUAACCCUAAAAAGCUUGACAAACAAUUCCUUCCAAUUUUCCGAUGAUUCAUCAGCGAUUUGCUGUGAUAUUCUUUGUUUUGAUACACGGAUUCUCGGGAAAAAAAUUCAUGUCCUCGCUUGGAAUUUCAUUCCUCUGAAACAUUCGGGGGGAUUUCUGGAGAUUAUCAGAUGGUGUUUUCUGAAUUCGAGUGUCCCACCCGCUCUUAGUCGAUGUUCAAAUGUAGACUCCAUUCCUCUGGCUUUGCCUUCGGUUUCUUCUAAUGAAGAUGCCUCUAAAGCUCGCUAUCAGGUGCUCGGAACAUUAGAAUCAAUCAGCCCUAUUUCGGUCAUUCCAUGUUCAACCACUGCCGGUAAUUCUCAUGUUCCGCAGAAUCUUCCAGGUUUCCUACUGCGAGUUAUGGCUUGCCAGUGUAGAUUAUGUAGUUGUAAAGAGCCUUCAACGGCUUUAGAUAAUGUUAUACGAGGACGUGAUUUACAUUCUCUUAGCAAACCCUUGUUUGUAUAUUUUCUUGGCUCUGUGUCAUGUUGGCAUCCAGCGAUUACAAAACUCAUCGGUGAUACUGUCUUGUUCUCUGGCUUGAAGAAGAAGUUGAUUACCAUCGGGAAGGAGGAUUCCUUAUUGAUGUAUGUGACGACAGGAAAUUCGGUUUUACAUUUGCCCAGAUUAUCAAAGAAAUGGCUAUUAUUACCAAGAACAGCUAUGAAGGGAAAGGGAGAGUCAGGCACAUAUACUGGUGUUGUCAAGGGUGUACACAUGCAAGGAUUGGUGAUUGAGUUGGACAAAGAUGUUUGGCUUUUAUUAACUGAUCAACUUCUUACUCCACCUCAUAGUCUUAGGGUGGGCGCUGUUAUUUCUGCAAGGAAUGUACAUUUUGUCAAUCCAAAAUUUUCUUGGGUAAAAGUGCUCAUACUUGGCGCCUGCUUCAAGACUAGCAUUACCAUAGAAUCCUUCUCACCUUUAGAAUCCGGAUGCCAUGCAGUUCUGCGAUCACAAAGCCAGUUGGGGAGGUUCAUUGAGUCCUUGACAUUUUCUGCCCGACUAUGGGCACUCCUUGUUGUGUCGUGUUUUCGGAAAAAGUUUGCCGGUAUUUUGUCCGAGAAGGAAAUUUUGGGAUCAAAGCAUAAGGAAGGAAUGGCUCAGAUGUAUGCUAGGUCACAUUUACCUCAAUCAGCAUUUCAAGUUCGGCAUGGGGUUUUCAAGGAACUAACUAAGCAUGACUCUUGUGGUUGUGGCUGUGCCAAUGAACCAUAUUGUGCCAACCUGAAGUUGGUUGCACCCACCACUGUUUUCCUACAUUGGUGUGAGGCCAUGUGGACCAAAACGCUGUUACAGUCAAGGAACAACUGCCAUGCCUUAUGUGACGAAGAAGGGUUUAACUUGCUUACAUGUGAUAGAAGAUCUUAUCGUCAGUCAUUGAGGAAAACCUUUCGAAGCAAUGACGUGGGCAUUGUUUUGGUUGGAAGAUUAAUGAUUUCUCCAUCUAGUGGGAGGCUGCAGUUGGUUGAUCAGACUGGUGGCAUUGAUGCUAUUGUACCAGACCUUCCGUCAACUUGGAAUGCCAACAACAUCUAUGAGGUAAUUGACUAUAUCAUUACUGUGGACGGCAUACCUGAAAUGGUGAAUCACCUGGAUUUGCUUUACAAUGAGUCAUUCUCGUGCAGAAAUAUAUUUCAUUGCAUCCCAUUGGCGAGAGAAAGGAACUUAACAAUUUGUGUCUGCUUUCAUUUGGGGAAUGCAACCUGCAGAGAUCUUCUUUUGCAUCCUUCUAAGGGAUUGGUAGAUGAAUGUAAAGAACUUCAUACUGGAAGAUUCCAUCUAAUAUGGGUCACACACAAAUUUCCUGAGCUGCAAAAGUUGUGUGGUGACUCAAAUAUAUCAAACAGGUCUAGUAUGUUUUUGGAGGCCUUUAUCUUGCCUUGGUAUCUAUUUAUUGCGGGGGAAGAUGUAACUACACGUCCAGCAAAGGUUUCAAGGGAUUGUGCUGGUGAAAAUUGCAAACAAUGUGUCCCUAGUAAGCGCUGUAAAAUUGAAGGUACAUCAAGCAAGGUUUUGAUUUCAUGUUUGAGGGAUGACAUUAGAGAUGCUGAUGUGAAACUAAGUGCGUAUAGUUCUUGUAGAGAACAUAGUGAAGGGCGAAAGUAUAUGAAUUCAAAGUCUAUCCAUGAAAUUCCAUGUGUAGCCACUGUUAGAGCUGUUAAUAAUCAAAGCAUGGUUUAUUCUGGAAUAUUGUAUAGCAAAAAGGCUGACGGUGAUUGCAAAGCAACUGCGAAGAAGGUUAUGUUAGAGUUGGAGUCUGAUAAUUUUUCUGUGUAUCAGUUAUUGCAGAUUGGUUGUUACUACAUCACAAAGCACUGUUUAGAAGAUCCCUUCUGCAAUGUUGAGGAUUAUGGUAAUGUAAACAUAGCUAAAGUUAGUAUCUCUUCCAAGGUAGGUCUGUGGAGCCUCUCACUUACUUCUGAUGAAGAUCUUGCUUGUAAAAGCUCAUCGAAUGAUUCAUCGCCAAAAGAUUCUUCUUUCUCUAAUCUUGAGGUUAGACAGGGUUCCAACAACAAAAUUCCUAAAAUUUAUUCAGAUGUUACUCUUCAUCUCUCUGCCAGAGAAAUAAGUCUAUUGGAGAUAAAUCUUGAAAACUCUGAAGAUGCAGUUAUCAAAUCAGCUGUGAGACCUGAUUCUAGUUGCCUCUUUCCUGAGGGGAACAUAAUAUCUGUGCAUGGACUUGUUAUUGGCAUUCAUGGUCUUGAGAGCAGGUCAGGCAGUGCCCAUUUAAGAUGUGGAAGCACUUGUGAUGUCCCUCAAUCUAAAUUCUUUCAGGGAGUUACCAGCUGUUUUUGUAUUCACAUUUUGGCGGGCCAUCAAACUGUGAGGAUCUUAGGUUCUUUGAGAAAAGAGGCAUUUCCAGUUGGAUUUGGUCUGGGAGUAAGUGCAACAUUUCAUCGAGUUCUUGAAUCGGGACGAAGUACUACAUUGAUGCUAUUACCUGUAUCGUUAAUUGUUAUCAAAUCUAUAAGGGAAAAGAAUAGACUGAACAGUGACAAGGCUUUUAAUCUAGAGUCUGCUUCAGAAAGGCAUGCUGUUUCCUCACCGCACAUCUCUUCUGGUUUGGUUUCCGAACUGAUUCAGUCCAUGGAUCAGAGACCAAUGCAGUUCCAUUGCAGGGUUGCUGCUGUUCAUUUUCUGAUUAUGGAGCACAAGAGCAAGAAAUAUGAUGAUUUGAGAUCGAACUCCAGGCCGUGUCUUGUUGACAUUCCACUUGCAGGUCUUGUCUUGGAUGAAGGGUCAUUCUCAUGUUGUUGCUGGGCCAAUGCUGAAAUAGCAUCAAAAUUGCUAAGGCUGCACGAAGAACUUCCGGAUGCAGCUUUUGAAAAUGCUGGCUUGAUGGUAAAGUGGGUUGGGAUGGGAAAUAAUUCCUGGAGGACCCCGAUGUAUCAUCUCGAAAGAAUUUUGAAGAAGCAUGACAGAAUUACUGUGUUAAACUGCAGCUCGAUGAUCGAUACUUCUCAUCAAGAUGUUAGUGUUUCCGUCGGUUCAGAUAAUGUCAUCAGCAGCUCAGAUGAGAACCUCCUCAAAUAUAUAGUCCUUAAUGCUUGCUGUGGCACAUCUUGGACUGUUGCAGCCAGUAUGAUGGGCUUAAAUGCAGUUCAAAAGUUGGAGAAAGAGCACUUCUGUGAUUUGGAGAAGGCGAUUUAUCCCAUGCAAAAUAUUUGGGCUAGAGAAGUCUUUUACUCAGACCCUCUUACUGAGGCCAGGAUCAUGAUUAAAGAAUUGCUAAAUUGGUAACCAUUUAUACUGUUAAAUUUUCCUUGGAUAUGAGUGACCAGGGUGUUCCCCCUUUUCAUCCUUCUUUCACACUGGUUUAUAUAUGACUUCCGGGUGAAAGUUACAAAUUUGUUUUGCAUCCUUAGCUCGCUUCUCCGGUGUCUCUUAUUUUUCAGCCAGCCUUGUUGAUUUUCUGAACUACUUUAGAUCUUAAGCUGCUGCAAAUUUUGACACAAUGUCCUAACUUGCAAAUUUGGUGCAUCUCUAUUUUCAUGUAGAUCAAGCUAAAGUUGGUGUAACAUCAAUGGUAAAUGGGAGUCUGAUUCGCUGGUUGGUAAUUGUUUACGUAAUCUCAUGAGUGUAGUUUGCACAUCUGCUUGUGGAAAUAUGUAUUUUGCCUUGUUUGUUAAUGAUCGCGAUGUAAAUUCUAAAAAAUUCAAUGUAAAAUAAUAAUAAUAAUAAAAUAUGCUACAUGAAUGGAUAACCAGAAAUCAUG
Molecule: messenger RNA, 4673 nt
Organism: Tripterygium wilfordii
Lineage: Eukaryota; Viridiplantae; Streptophyta; Magnoliopsida; Celastrales; Celastraceae
Product: CST complex subunit CTC1-like
Exons: 16
Coding region: 197-4198 (1333 amino acids)
Biological process (GO): positive regulation of DNA replication; telomere maintenance via telomere lengthening
Cellular component (GO): CST complex
Molecular function (GO): telomeric repeat DNA binding; single-stranded DNA binding
Source: RefSeq, a predicted model, not a curated record